Geodia barretti is the source of this 1058-nucleotide messenger RNA. The record is from the annotation of a GenBank genome assembly. NCBI's taxonomy places the organism in Eukaryota, Metazoa, Porifera, Demospongiae, Tetractinellida, Geodiidae.
ACUGUGUGGUGUAUAUACACACUACAUACGUACUUAAUAAUGGCCAUCUGUACAGGAAAGCGUUGUUUUGGACAACUUUCCAUUCUACUCAACUCUGCUUACGGGAAAAUCAUUGGCGGAGCUUCCAGAUGGAUCUGACCUCUGACCCUGGAAUAGUCCUCCUCUAUAGAGUUACUAAGGUUUUUACUCAGCCUGGACUGAUGGACUACAUAAUUAUGAUUUCAUCCCCUCCGAAGCUGUCACCAACUGACUCCAGUCCCCAGUGGCACCAGACCACACCCCCUUCCCUCUCUCCUCUCAGACUUGCCUACUCUACUACUGCUGCUGCUGGCCACACCCCUUUUUCAGAAGCCCCAAAGUCAUUAGAACCUGAGUAUGUGAGGGGUACAGCACAAUUAACCCCCAGAGGAAAGAUGCAGCUGAUCCAGGGAUCCCGUAAGAGUUCCAACCUGAAAGUGCCGUACCUGGGAGACCCUCUCCUCCAGCCAGUCAGGUCAUAUGAGAACACCACUCUUGUCAGAGUUCUGCACAGCUGCUCCCUCUACCUGAACGAGCGGUUUGCCAGGCAGCUGCAAUCUAUUGGUGUCAGCAAUAGUUUCUUGGGUCGUGUGGCUAAACAGUUUCUCUCUCCUCCUCUCUCUCCUCCCUUCACCCACUCACCCAGCACCAGUAACAUUCCUCGUACUCCAAAGAGCAAAGUCACGCGUGUCCUCACUACUCCUCACUCUCCCUCCCUUUCCACCGCCAGUCCUCGUUUCAACCUCCGCCCGCUGGCCUCGUACUAUACCAUCUCCUGUGUCAGUGUCGGUCUCUCCCUACUCUGGCUCCUACUACUGCCUCUAUGGUUUAUCCUGGUUAUAAUGCUGGUUCUUCUGGGUGCUGUACCCUGUGCAUGUGGCAGGGGACCUCACAGAAAGACCAUCUGAUCUACACUGCUGAACUGGAAAUACUGACUUUUUGUGCAAUAUGCCUUUCUUUUCACAUUCCCAUAGUAUUGUACAUUGUUAUUAUAGUAGCACAAACAAAACCAGACUUCAAAACCAUGUGUAAAGGAAUAC